Molecule: messenger RNA, 801 nt
Organism: Beauveria bassiana ARSEF 2860
Lineage: Eukaryota; Fungi; Ascomycota; Sordariomycetes; Hypocreales; Cordycipitaceae
Product: cytochrome c oxidase assembly protein CtaG/Cox11
Exons: 4
Coding region: 1-801 (266 amino acids)
Cellular component (GO): mitochondrial inner membrane
Molecular function (GO): copper ion binding
Source: RefSeq, a predicted model, not a curated record
AUGAAUCACCCUCGGCAGCUGGCGCAGUCCGUAGCGCAGGCAGGUUCCUCGCCAUGGGCCUGCUUCUUCUGUCAGAAUGCCCGUCAGCAGACACGGCGCCUUGACACGUCGAGCCUUCGCCGCAAGCUUUCCAGCACGACAGCCCGCCGGGCGCAGCCUCAGCAGCACGACAACACACUGUCGAUGGAGCGAAUUCGCGCGCACUACAAGAAAAAGAACCGGACCGUCAUGAACUACACCAUGAGCGCGAUAUUGGGCACCGUGGCCCUGUCAUACGGCUCAGUGCCGCUGUACAAGAUGAUCUGCUCGCAAACCGGCUGGGGCGGGCAGCCGAUCCGCGUCCACGGCGGCCCGGGCUCCGCCGAGCAGGACAUUUCCGCGCGCGUCGUGCCCGUGACGACGGCCAAGCGAAUCCGCGUCACCUUUAACGCCUCCGUGUCCGAUGUGCUGCCGUGGAAGUUUGUACCGCAGCAGCGCGAGGUGCGGGUGCUGCCCGGCGAGACGGCGCUCGCCUUCUACACGGCCACGAACCAUGGCGACAAGGACAUCAUCGGCGUCGCGACGUACAGCGUGACGCCGGCGCAGUGCGCGCCGUACUUUAGCAAGAUUCAGUGCUUCUGCUUCGAGGAGCAGCGGCUCAACGCGGGCGAGACGGUCGACAUGCCCGUCUUCUUCUACCUCGACCCGGACCUGCUCAAUGACCUCAACAUGAAGGGCGUCGAGACGGUGACGCUCAAUUACACCUUUUUUAAGGCCCGCUACGACGACAAUGGUAGAUUCACUCCUCCUGCCACACUGUAA